AUGAAGUUAAAGCAUCUUAUCGUUCCACUUGCUGUUGCAAGCGUAACAGUGGCUGCACCUAUAAAAAGAGGUUUACUUGACGAGUUAUUUGGACUUGACUCGACUACAACAACAUCAGCGGUAGCGGUAGCAGCAGCUCCAGUUGCAGCAGUUGCCACCACUUCCACACCAGCUGUAGCAUCAGCUACAUCAAGUGCUGGUGGAUUAUGGGCAAAUUUGUUUGGUUCCUCUGGAAGCACAACCACGGCGGCCACAGCCCCAAUAGCUGCAGCCACUACUCCUGCAGCAACAACACCCGUCGCUGCUGCUGCUGCAUCCACAACAACACCUUCUUCAACAUCAUCAAGCUCUGGUGGGUUUUUCUCAAAUUUGUUGAAGGAUCUUUUCGGCACUUCAUCAGGUUCUACUACAGAAGAGGCAGCUUCAGUAGCAACAACAACCACUGCAGCAGCAGCGGCAACUGCAGCAACCGCAGCUGCUCAGACAGCAUCAACUCCAUCGUCAUCAUCAUCAUCAUCAUCCUCAGGAUAUACAGGGGAGAGUCUCUGGGAGUACUUAUUUGGUGGUUCAGGCUCUUCAAGCUCUUCAAGCUCCUCUAGCCAAGUGGCAGUUGGUGCAUCUUCUGCAGCAACUGCUCUUGUAUCUUCUCCAUCAGUUGCUACCGCUGGUUUAACCGCAAGUUCACUGGUGACCUCGUUUUCCUCAGUAAUUACAAAUACAUAUCAAGGUGGGUCACCAGGCAAAUACACAGGAUCAAUCAAUACGGAGACUGCAACUGCGCUGAAUGGUGGAAGUUCAGCAGGAGCCACAGCUGCUGUAGGUGCUUUGGGUAUAACAUAUUCGCCAUAUACUAAGUCCGACCAGUGUAAAACUUCCUCAGAGGUGGCAUCUGAUAUUGCUUUAUUGUCCAAUUAUGAACUCAUUAGACUUUACAGUACCGAUUGUUCCGGCAUUGAAAAUGUUUUGGCUGCCAUGUCAUCAAACCAAAAAUUAUAUUUGGGUUUGUGGAAUAUUGACACCCAAUCAGUCCAAAAUGGCUUGCAAGAGAUCAAAACUGCAAUUGCAACUAGUUCACGAGGGUGGAGUGCUGUCCACACAAUUGCUGUGGGAAAUGAAAGGGUUAAUGCCGGUGCUGCUACCGUUGAUCAAAUGCAAACAGCAGUUGAUACUGCCAGAACAUGGUUAAAAUCCAAUGCAGCAGCAUAUACUGGAUAUGUUGUUACUGUUGAUACAUUGGUUGCAUAUGUCGGCAACCCACAAUUGUGUGAAAUGUCAGAUUACCUUGCCGUUAACUCGCACCCAUACUGGGACGGUGGAGUGCAGCCAAGCAACUCCGGUCCUUGGUUAUUACAGCAAAUAUCGAAUUUGCAAAAUGUUUGUGGAACUUCAAAAGAGGUACUCAUCACCGAAACCGGUUGGCCGACUCAAGGUGACAGUUAUGGUUCAUGUGUCCCAUCGGUACCAAACCAAGUUGCAGCACUCAAAUCCAUCGUGAGCUCGUUGGGAUCAAAAGCGAUUGUAUUUACAAUGUACAACGAUUAUUGGAAGGAUCCUGGCGCAUACAAUGUCGAGCAGCAUUGGGGUAUAUUUGGAGACCCAAGUGUUUAG
Lodderomyces elongisporus is the source of this 1608-nucleotide messenger RNA. It is a transcript of the gene SCW4, whose product is annotated as Scw4p. Gene Ontology annotation, molecular function: glucan endo-1,3-beta-D-glucosidase activity. Gene Ontology annotation, biological process: cell wall organization; carbohydrate metabolic process. Gene Ontology annotation, cellular component: extracellular region; fungal-type cell wall; cell surface. Lineage: Eukaryota; Fungi; Ascomycota; Pichiomycetes; Serinales; Debaryomycetaceae. The transcript has a single exon. Bases 1 to 1608 code for a protein of 535 amino acids. The record is from RefSeq and is a predicted model, not a curated record.